CUCGGGGCUUAUAGGGAGGCGCCGCCCCUUUAGCCGGAGCCAGAAGCGCUGGAAGUCAGCCGAGGCGAGCGAGCUGAGCUGCUGCUGUUGCUGCUGUUGCUGCUGUUGCUGCUGUUGCUGCUGUUGCUGCUGUUUCUCCGCGCCCGCAUCGGCCCCAGGCACAGAGCCCCGCAGGAGAAAGAAAGAAAGAAAGAAUGCCCGCGGUCAGCGAGGGAGCCACCGCCAAUUGGUCGCGAGGAGCCGGCGAGCAGUUCGCCCCGGCUCAGGCUUGCGUCGGAUAAAGCCCGGAUCUCCCACCCACCCGCAACCCUCCCACGCACGCCCCCUCCAAAGAACCAGGGCAGGAAAGGAAUCGAUCGUCUCCCCCCCCCCCCACAUCUGACCCCCGCCUUCCGUGCGAAAUGAGUGCCCCUGAGUGAGGCCGUUUGCCCCCCCCCCCACGCGCACACUCCGCCUACGAAGAAGGAGGUUCCGAUUUCACCGGCGAAGCUCCCCUCUCUCUCUUGCUGCCCCCCCGGGAUUUAUAGCGUUUAGCGCCCUGUUAUUUCUUCCGAAGCCAAGGCUACAUAUUCCACAAGCAGGCAUGAGCGCCGGUUGUGAAUCCAGUGGCAGCUCUGGCGCCCCCCGCAGGACACGGACGCCUCGUGGGAGUGACGCCCAGGGCCAGGCCACCGACGAUAUGGACGUUAACAGCAACGGCUCCAGCGGCAAUGAAUCGCACGGCGAUUCGCACAGCAGUUCGCACAGCAGCGGCAACGGGAAGGAUUCGGCUCUCCUGGAGACCACAGAGAGCAACAAGAGCUCCAAUUCGCAGAGCCCGUCCCCUCCCAGCAGCUCCAUCGCCUACAGCCUUUUGAGUGCCAGCUCAGAGCAGGAUAAUCCCUCCACCAGCGGCUGCAGCAGUGAGCAGUCGGCCCGCGUGAAGACGCAGAAGGAGCUGAUGAAAGCCCUCAAAGAGAUGAAGAUCCGUCUGCCCUCCGAGAAGCGCAGCAAGGGGAAGUCGGGCACGCUGGCCACCCUCCAGUAUGCCCUCUCCUGCGUGAAGCAGGUCCAAGCGAGCCAGGAUUAUUAUCAGCAAUGGAGCAUUGACGACAGCCAGACCUGCAGCCUGGAUAUAUCCACCUACACAAUUGAGGAACUGGAGAAGAUCACGUCUGAAUACACCCUCAAAAACCUUGACACCUUCACAGUCGCCGUGUCCUUUACUACGGGGAAAAUCCUCUACAUCUCCGACCAGGCGGCCUUCAUUCUGCGUUGCAAGAAAGAGGUCUUCAAGGGGGCAAAGUUUGCCGAGUUUUUGGCCCCCCAAGACGUCAGCAUCUUCUACGGAUCCACAGCACCGUACCACCUGCCCUCCUGGGGCGCCUGCCCCUCUGCCACCGCCAUGGAUUACACCCAAGAGAAAUCCGUCUUCUGCCGCAUCAGCGGAGCCCACUCGGGAGGACGGGAGCUGUGCUACUACCCUUUCCGGCUCACCCCUUACCUGACCAAGGUGCGGGACUCGAACAGUGCCGAGGGGCAGCCCUGCUGCCUGCUCAUCGCCGAGCGCAUCCAUUCGGGCUACGAAGCCCCCAGAAUUCCUCCCAAUAAACGCAUCUUCACCACCAGACACACCCCCAACUGCUUGUUUCAGGACGUGGAUGAGCGAGCUGCCCCCCUGCUUGGCUACCUCCCCCAAGACUUGGUUGGGACCCCUGUCCUUUUCUACUUGCACCCUGAGGACCGGCCUCUUAUGCUGGCCAUACACAAGAAAAUCUUGCAAUACGCCGGGCAGCCGUUCGACCACUCGCCUAUCCGCUUCUGCGCCCGCAACGGCGAAUACGUCACCAUUGACACCAGCUGGUCCAGCUUCGUCAACCCCUGGAGUCGCAAAGUCUCGUUUAUCAUGGGCAGGCACAAAGUGCGGACGGGUCCCCUCAACGAGGAUGUCUUCACCGCCCCCAAAGUCUUGAAGUCCAAGGCUCUGGAUGUGGACAUUCAGGAGCUUUCCGAGCAGAUUCACCGGCUGCUGCUGCAGCCUGUGCACAGCAGUGGAGCCCUGGGCCUUUGCAGCAACUCGGCCUCCCACGAGCAGUUCAUGAGCAUCGCCUCUUCCAGCGACAGCAACGGCUUCCCUGCAGAGGAAGCCCAGGCUCUCCGGCCGAUGACCUUCCAGGAGAUCUGCAAGGAUGUCCAUAUGGUCAAGAACCAGGGCCAGCAGGUCUUCAUCGAGUCCCGGGUCAAGCCACUGCCCAUCAAGCCGCCUCGGCCAGCUCUGGAUCCACCCGUCAGUCACACCGGGCGAUCCAAGGAGGCCUUGAGGGACGUGAAGAAGAGGUCGCACAAGGCGACCAUCUCCGAGGACUCUCUGCGGAAGGAGCCUUCCAACUACUCCUAUCAGCAGAUCAACUGCCUGGAUGGAAUUAUCCGAUAUUUGGAAAGCUGCAACAUCCCCAGCCGGGUGAAACGCAAGUGCGGUUCCUCCUCCUAUACCACCUCUUCCAAUUCGGACGACGACAAGCAGAAAGUGCGCCAACAGGUGGCCGCGCAGAGCAAAGAUGUGCCCGAGGAGAGGCUACCAGCCACAGGGAGCCAGCCCGAGAGGGAAGAAACCGGGGCGGCGGCAUGUGCCGCCGCCGUGGUGGGAGGCCCUCUCGCUCCGCUGGCCUUGCCUACUAGCAAAGCUGAGAGCGUGGUGUCGGUGACCAGUCAGUGCAGCUUCAGCAGUACCAUCGUCCACGUGGGAGACAAGAAGCCCCCGGAGUCGGACAUUGUCAUGAUGGAAGAGACGGCGCCCAGCGCCACCCCGCCCGCCCCUCCGCCCUGCGUCACCCCCGACCGGGAACCGCAGUACCGCCGGGUGGGCCUGACCAAAGAGGUGCUGUCCAUCCACACACAGAAGGAGGAACAUUCCUUCCUCACCCGCUUCAAGGACCUCAGCCAGCUCCACGUCUUCAACUCCCCCUCCCGGCUCAGCUGGCAGGAGCUGCACCGUCCCCACGCCCAGGACCAGCGAGGACUCCGAGGCCUGCGUCAGGGACCUCGCGGGCCAAACGGCCGGGGACGCAGCCGGAAGUCCAAGGCCAAACGCAUCCGGCAGAACAAAUCGUCGGACAGCACCAGCUCUCCCCAGAACUCUGUGGGCUCGCCCCCGCAGCUGCCCUGUCCCCCAACUGCCUCCUCUUGGGCCCCUUCAGGCCCUUCCCCUCCCACCCUCCCAAACAUGUCCUACCCAGCCGUGAUGCCUACCUACCCCAUCCCCGUUUUUCCCCCUCGCCCCCCAGCGCCGCCGGUCACCGAGCCUUCCCACAACCCCUUGCCUGCCCCUCAGUUCCCUGCUCCCCUCAUGGCCCCCAUGAUGGCCCUCGUCCUGCCCAAUUACGUCUUCCCCCAGAUUAACAACCCCCUCCCCCAGACGUACUUUCCCGGGGGUCCCGUUUUCCCCUUUGGACCCCCGCAGCCGGGCAGCACCACGCUGGUUCCCGGACCCGAAGCCGGCCUGCAGUUGCCUUCCGGCUCUUCCACCCCUCACUCGAUGAGCCAGCCUGAGCGGGCCGAAUCCCCUCUCUUCGAGUCGCGCUGCAGCUCUCCGUUGCAGCUGAACCUGCUCCAGAUGGAAGAGCUGCCCAAGCCGAGUGACCGCCAAGAAACCAACCUGAGCGGUCAAGCGGGACCAGCCGGCACCUCUGCGGAUUGGAUUGGAGUGACCGGCGGGCAGGGCCUGGGGAAGGAACUCGGCCCGCCGAAGGAAGUCUGCAUGGUGGAAGCUCACGAUUCCUCCAACAACGACGCUUUAUCCAGCUCCAGUGACCUUCUGGAUCUCCUCCUCCAAGAAGAUUCGCGCUCGGGCACGGGGUCGGCUGCCUCGGGCUCCAUGGGCUCCGGCUCCAACGGGGAGAGCACGUCUGCCAGCGGGACCACCAGCAGCAAGAGUAGCAACACCAGUAAAUAUUUUGGCAGCAUUGACUCGUCCGAGAACGAUUUACGGGCCAAGAAGCGAUCCGAGGCGGAGGACAACGAACACUUCAUGAAAUACAUCCUCCAGGAUCCCAUCUGGAUGCUGAUGGCCAACACCGACGAUAAGGUCAUGAUGACCUAUCAGCUGCCCACCAGGGACAUGGAGACUGUCCUGCAGGCGGAUCGGGAGAAAUUGAAGCGGCUGCAACAGCCAAGAUUCACGGAAGAGCAGAAGAAGGAGCUCGCCGCGGUGCAUUCCUGGGUCCAGAAGGGGAUCUUGCCCAAAGCUAUUAACGUCACGGCCUGCGUCGAGUGCGAGAGCAACGCGGCCUCUCGGGUCUCCCCGCUUUACGACGUGGAGAUCCAGGAUAUGGACCUGAACGGUAUGUUGGAGCCGAUGGAGGAGGGUAACGGAGCGCAGGUCUCUCCGCCUCCUUUACCGCUGGAAAUAGCCAUGGAGGAGGAGGAGGCCGGAGAGAAUCGGGACCAGGCGCACCGGGCAGAAGUGCAGCAGACCAGCUAAGCCUUGGAGACAGGACUUGGGAUCAACCUCGGACGUCGCUCGGAUGAGGAGCCAAGGCUGCUGAGCAGCAGGACUCGGCCAGCGAGGCGUGCAACUGGCGGGCGUCCCCCGCCUAUGCAAGGACCCUGGGUCGGCCUUGUUUAAACCUCUGGGCUGGCGGGUCUCCAGGCAGCGGCAUCCCCACUCGCGGACGCCUUCCUCUUCUUCGAUGGAACCUGGCCGAGUUAUUCCUCGCGGCAUUUCUGGACAGGGGUUACGGGACGUUUUUUUGGAGUGGGACCGGGCGGUGGGGUGGGGCACGAAGGCGAUUCGAGUUUUUAUGCAUUUAUUUUUUUUUGACAAUUUUGUCAUUGGUGGUUUUACUGUGGUUUUUGGUUUUUUUGGUUGUUUUUUUUUACUGACCUGCGGCUGUGUCCCGGAAAGGGGCCGGCGCACGGCGCUGAAAAUAGUAAUAAAUGAGAAUAAUAAAAAAAAAAAAGAUGAAUUGCAGAACCAA
Messenger RNA from Ahaetulla prasina, 4955 nucleotides. RefSeq names its product period circadian regulator 1 (gene PER1). NCBI's taxonomy places the organism in Eukaryota, Metazoa, Chordata, Lepidosauria, Squamata, Colubridae. The transcript is spliced from 23 exons. Gene Ontology annotation, cellular component: nucleus; cytoplasm. Gene Ontology annotation, molecular function: transcription corepressor binding; transcription cis-regulatory region binding. The coding region runs from base 584 to 4459 and encodes 1291 amino acids. The record is from RefSeq and is a predicted model, not a curated record. Gene Ontology annotation, biological process: entrainment of circadian clock by photoperiod; negative regulation of transcription by RNA polymerase II; circadian regulation of gene expression.